Messenger RNA from Actinia tenebrosa (Australian red waratah sea anemone), 2229 nucleotides. RefSeq lists its product as uncharacterized. The record is from RefSeq and is a predicted model, not a curated record. NCBI's taxonomy places the organism in Eukaryota, Metazoa, Cnidaria, Anthozoa, Actiniaria, Actiniidae.
AUAUAUACAUAUAUAUUUUUUCCAUAUUAUACAGUCGCUCGCGAGCCGCCUUGGAUUUCAAUUACGGUUUAUCUAACUACCACACAGAUGGAGUCGGUAGUUUAAAUACAUCAAGGAUAUCGAAAAUCUCGGCAAAUCUUCGGAAAGCAAUCGUGACUGGCCACCUAUCGUCAAUAUCGUCCUUUUAUGUAGAUUUGAGUCUCCAGCAGGCCACACUGCCAGCACACGUUACUGAGAGAAAGAUAUAUUCAAAGAUUUAGAAAUGGCAGGACGUAGAAUCCUGAUCGCGAUUGAUGGGAGUGAACACAGCGAAAGAGCCUUUGACUGGUAUUGUGAAAAUAUUCGUCUCGAAGAUGAUGUACUCGUCUUUUCUCAUACAUUGGAACUUCCGCCCAAGCCACCAACACCUUUUCCAUACGUCGAAGGAUUCUACGAAAACUGGAAGAAAGAAAUCGAGCUGGCACGAACCGAGAGCAGGAAUAUGCUUGCCAAGUACCAAUAUAUAUGCGAAGAGAGAAAUAUUGAGAUAUUGAAUGCAGUAUACGAUGAGCGGUAUCAACCUGGCCCUUCCAUUUGCAAAGUAGCAGAGGAAAACAACGUCUCAUUAAUCAUCCUCGGGUCACGUGGUCUUGGCAAAGUGCGUCGCACAUUUCUGGGGAGCAUUAGUGAUUAUGUAGUACAUCACGCACACCUGCCUGUCUGCGUUGUUCCACCGGCUGAUCAAGAUCCACAGCACAACAAUCUCAAGGAAGAAAAGACGCGAUCAAGAGACGCAAGAACACCAAGCCCGUUGCAAGAGCAACCGAAGGAACAGUCUAAGCAGGCUAAGCCGAAGUCAAUUAAAUCAAAACCAGAAACACAGCCAGAGUCAAAGCCAAAGCCUGAAGCAGACUCACAGUUACAAGGAGAAGAACAAGAAACAGCACCAGAAACAACUACAUAGGAAAAUUGACAAAGAAAAUUACUUAGGAAUUUGAACAAUUUAGCCGAUAAGUUAGGAAAGGUUUAUUAAUAAUUGAACAAUUUCGUUAGAGCUCUAAUCAAAGGCGAACGUAAAGAGAGCCUUAAAAAUCCAAACCCCACUGCCCCCUUUCUUAGGUCAGUUUUGUAUUUUCGGUCAAGGUAAGUUUCGUUCAGGCUCGCAAAAACCAAACUCUUCCUUCAAAUUCUAGCAAACCCUGAAAAAACCGGCUGAUGAAAGUCAGGCCAUGGCUUGGCCCACAGAUAAAAUUUGAAUACGAACGUACCAGCAGAAAGCUGGACAGUUAACACCUUGGAAAGCUCUUGGACAGAUCUUGACAUGCCUCUAUCAUUGCAAGGUCACUGCCGUCCUUGCUUUGAUGCACAGGCACAGCUACCUUUCAAGAUGGCACAGGGAACUGGGAAGAGUUCUAGUCUAUUCAUUCUACAGUACGUCAGCAGAGAAAAGACAAACAAAAUGCAGAAUACAAGAGCUGUGAGGGUGCCUGGUGGGAAGGGGCUAGUAGGAUGGUAAGGGUGCAGAGAAUUCUAGUAGAUCAUACUGCCUUUCAUAUACUAGUUGAGUUUACUAUCUAUAUUGUCAAUUUCGCUUCUUGUUUUAGUUUUCUGCUUGAAAACCCUUUUUUCACACACUUAUUGUAAUAGUAUUUGUAUUUAUCCUCAAUGAAUUAAAGAAUACUAUUAUUACCAGUAAAUGCAAGGGAAGAGUUAAAGCGCCAUACAUUGAUUAAUUAAUGAGAAGAAUAUUUUAAUCUUCUUCUCAAUAAUAUAAAAUAAGAAUUUUAAAAUAUUCUUCUCAAGGGAACUGUUACUGCCAUUGCAAGACAUUUGGUACUUGAGGCAGUACCUGUCAGGACAUAACAAAUUAUGAGACUUGAAAAAAUUACACACAAGAAGGUCCAAAAGAAAUUUUUAAUAAGGUUUAAACAAUCAUGCUUUUUAUGUCAACAAAUAUCGAGUUAUUAAUUUAUAUUGUUAUGAUUAAAACUUGCAAUCUACAAAGCUAUGUCAUAAUUUCCUUAAGCAUUAGCUAUUCUGAGGUUGAGGAAAAGCAUGGGUCAAGUUGGAAUUACAGUGCAUCAGGGAGUUUUUAGGGGACGAAGAAGGCACAGUCCCACAAUGCACCAUAACCCAACCAACUCAACCCAGUCUUUAACUAAGCAGUUUAUUUUGCACUAAUACAGGAUAGUGCAUUUUUUGUUUUAUCAGUGCUAUUUAUAAAUAGAAGAAAUAAACUGGGAAUUAACA